AGUCUCUUUGUGGAGAAGAGCUUCUCUCCGGCCAUAGAAGAAAAUUCGCAGCGGUUUAGAGAAACAUAUAUAUAUAUAUAUAUAUAUAUAAAACCCCAAACAAAGCCUUCUAAGGAAUAGAAAAUCAGAGAGAGAGAGAGAGAGAGAGGGAGGCAUGGGCGUCGAUUACUACAAGAUUCUUCAGGUAGACCGGAACGCCAAAGACGAUGACUUGAAGAAAGCGUAUCGAAAGCUCGCGAUGAAAUGGCACCCUGAUAAAAACCCUAGAAACAAGAAGGAAGCCGAGGCCAAAUUCAAGCAAAUCUCUGAAGCCUACGACGUUUUAAGUGAUCCGCAAAAGCGAGCAGUGUACGAUCAGUAUGGGGAAGAGGGUUUGAAAGGACAGGUGCCGCCACCGGGUGCCGGCGGUUUUUCGGGUGGGCCAGAGGGAGGCCCGACGAUGUUCCGGUUCAAUUCUCGGAGUCCGGACGAUAUAUUCUCGGAGUUUUUCGGGUUUUCGAGUUUCGGGGGAAUGGGGGAUAUGGGUGGGUCUAGGGCUGGUGGGUCGGGGUUUGGGAGGACUAUGUUCACCGAUGACAUAUUCGCUUCGUUCAGAGGCGGAGGAGGAGGGGAGGCCUCUGGGAACACGCUGAGGAAAGCUGCUGCUAUUGAGCGUACUUUGCCAUGCACUUUGGAAGAUUUGUACAAAGGCACCACCAAAAAGAUGAAGAUUUCUAGGGAUGUCAUUGAUGCCAGUGGGAGACCGACCACAUUGGAGGAAAUUUUAACAAUUGAGAUCAAACCAGGUUGGAAGAAAGGUACAAAAAUAACUUUUCCUGAGAAAGGAAAUGAACAAAGAGGUGUUAUACCUGCGGACCUCAUCUUCAUUGUUGACGAAAAGCCUCACGGCGUCUUCAAGAGAGAUGGCAAUGAUCUUGUUUUUACACAGAAGAUAUCACUUAUGGAAGCUCUGACGGGUUACACGGUUCAGUUGACGACUCUUGAUGGGCGAAGUCUCUCCAUCCCCAUAACUUCUAUAAUCAGUCCUACCUAUGAAGAAGUAGUUAAAGGGGAGGGAAUGCCUAUACCUAAGGAACCUUCCAAAAAGGGAAACUUAAAAAUUAAGUUCAACAUCAAGUUCCCGACCAGGUUAACUUCUGAGCAAAAAAUGGGUAUCAAGCGGUUGUUGACAUCUUCAUAAUAAGUGGUAGCUCUCCCUGCCAUCUGCCAAAUUUGUGUAAGCUUGUGGUUUCUUUAAUGUUAUUCAUGUCUUGUGCUGGAGACUUUGAUCAAAACAACUUUGAUAGUAGCUAUAAAAGUUCUAAAUUCGUUUUA
Molecule: messenger RNA, 1314 nt
Organism: Ziziphus jujuba (common jujube)
Lineage: Eukaryota; Viridiplantae; Streptophyta; Magnoliopsida; Rosales; Rhamnaceae
Exons: 3
Coding region: 155-1180 (341 amino acids)
Cellular component (GO): cytosol
Molecular function (GO): protein-folding chaperone binding
Source: RefSeq, a predicted model, not a curated record